GCCUACUUAUGAUAAUGCAACUAUUGUCCAUCCCCAAAACGCAAUUUCUUACGAGUUUUUGCGAAAUUUGCUCAAAAUUGCCCCCGGAUUUGACAUCGCGCACCUGUCGGGCUAAACUGCCGAUCAGUCAAACGCAGGUCUGCACACCCAUUAACCUGCCCUUAAACAAGGAGGCAACAUGAGUGCAGCCGCGCUAUCAGCGCACCGACAAUCGUCGGAACCGUACUCUACGCAGUCCCGCAUUUCGCGGGACGAGCGAUGCCGCAACCUCAUUUUUGGAUGCGGCCGCCCAACCGGGGUUGACACAAUCCGCGGGCGUGCCAAGCAUCAGCUGCCCUGCGAGCCCUAGCUGCUCGCAGCCUAAAACGGGCGGCGGAAGUAGCGUUCCGCCAUACGCCUGACCAUUCGGGUUAUCGCCGCAACGCCGACCACGAGUAGGCGCGUGUCUAAACACGUCAACUCGCAUCCGAGGCUUUCUGGCCUCCGCGCGGCCGCGACGGCAGACCGGGCCAAAACCAGGCCGAAAAAUCCACCAAUGCCAACCAAGCUUGGCCAUGAAAACGAGGAGCGAAGUAUGAGAGAGAUUAUGAGGUCCAAAAUCCACCGCUGUUGGGUAACCAGCGCCAAUCUGGGAUACGUGGGCAGCAUCCUCAUUGACCGUGAUCUCAUGGAACAGACGGACAUCGUCGCGUUCGAGAAGGUCCAGGUGCUGAACAUCAACAACGGCGCCCGCUGGGAAACCUACGCCCUGCCGGCCGAGCGCGGCAGCGGAACCAUCGCCGUUCAGGGCGCGGCCGCUCGCCUGUGCCAGGAACGCGACUGCCUCAUCAUCCUCGCUUUUGAGGUCACCGACGAGCCAGUGGACCCGCGAAUGGUACUCGUCGACGAGAACAACAAAUUCCUGGAGUGGAUCGAAGGUUCAAUGUAUGCCGAACCCCAGCCCGAGCCGGUCGCGCUUUUCUGA
Geodia barretti is the source of this 964-nucleotide messenger RNA. The record is from the annotation of a GenBank genome assembly. NCBI's taxonomy places the organism in Eukaryota, Metazoa, Porifera, Demospongiae, Tetractinellida, Geodiidae.